AUGACUUCAGCCGUGGAUACUCUUUCGUCCAAGCUCGAUUCGCUGAGGCUGCAGGCUCCUCCUGCCAUUCCGGGCUCAUUUCCAGACUACAACACCGUGGACCUGUGCAGAAACUACAUUGCCAACCAGCUGUCUGAACUGACCGGUGUUGACGCCUCGAUCGCAUACCAGAGUCUGGAGUGGUCCCUUGUUCUGGAAAAUGGAGACCUGAUCGUUCCUCUUCCUCGUUUGAGAUUGAAGGGCGAUCUUGUUGCUCUGGCCAAAGAGCUCGCUGAGAAGUUUCCCCUAGGCGGCUAUCUCAAAAGAGUGCAUCCUGAGGGCAAGUUCCUGCAGUUCUUCUUCAAUCCAGAGUUUCUAUUGAAAUACGUGGUCAAGGACGUUCUUGAACGCAAACAGGACUUUGGUUCUUGUCCGCUGGGCAAAGGCAAGCGUGUUGUGAUUGAGUUCUCCUCCCCAAAUAUUGCCAAGCCGUUCCAUGCCGGCCACCUGCGUUCGACCAUUAUUGGUGGUUUCCUGUCCAACCUGUACGAGAAGCUCGGCUGGGAGGUCAUCAGAAUGAAUUACCUGGGAGACUGGGGAAAGCAGUUUGGUCUGCUUGCUGUUGGGUUCGAGAAAUACGGCUCCGAGGCCGAGCUGGAGUCCAACCCUAUUCAGCAUCUGUUUGAUGUCUAUGUCAGAGUCAACCAGGACGUGAAGGCCGAAGAGGAGGAGGCGGAAAAGACAGGCGUUCCUCUCGACGAGGCCAGCUCCGUGGACGGCGCCGCACGUGCUUUCUUCAAGAGAAUGGAGCAGGGAGACAAGCAAGCCCUGGGGCUUUGGGAGAAGUUCCGUGCGCUGUCGAUUGAGAAAUAUAUCGACACAUAUGCUCGGCUGAACAUCAAAUACGAUGUAUAUUCUGGUGAGUCGCAAGUGAGCCAGGAAUCGAUGGACAGAGUGCAAAGAGAGCUGCAGGAGAAGAAUCUUGUGACAGAAGACAGAGGAGCUCUGUUGAUCGACUUCAAGCAGCUGGGCGAGAAGAAGCUGGGGAAGGUGCUUGUUCAGAAGAGCGACGGAACGUCGCUGUACAUCACACGUGACCUGGGAGCCGCCAUUGAGCGCAAGGAAAAGUACCAUUUCGACAAGAUGAUCUAUGUGAUUGCGUCGCAGCAAGACUUACAUGUGAGACAGUUUUUCCGCAUUUUGGAGAAAAUGGGAUACAGCUGGGCCAAGGACGAGCUGCUGCACGUGAACUUCGGCCUGGUGUUGGGCAUGAGCACGAGAAAGGGAACCGUUGUGUUUUUGGACGAUAUUCUGGAGACGGUGAAAAGUGCCACUUUGGAGAUCAUGCAGAAGAAUGCCGAGAAGUUCACGCUGGUGGAGGACCCGGAGGCUGUGGCCGACCUGGUUGGAAUUUCUGCAGUGAUGAUCCAGGACAUGCAGGGCAAGAGAAACAACAACUACGAGUUUAGCUGGGACAGAAUGCUUUCCACAGAAGGAGAUACAGGUCCGUACUUGCAAUAUGCCCAUUCCCGACUGAGGUCGAUCGAGAGAAAUUGCAACGUUGCAGAGGAGAAACUGCUCAACGCCGAUCUUUCUGUUGAAAAUCUCGUUGGCACCGAGGAACAGGUCAAAGAGCUAGGACUGGAGCCAGCGGAGCAAGCAAAGAAACUAGACAUGUUGGCCACUCAGCGCGAGAAAGUGGAGUCGCUGGUGCGUAUUCUUGUGUCGUAUCCGGACAUUCUUCGGUACGCGUCGAAAAACCACGAGCCGUCCACCCUGGUGACGUACCUGUUCAAGCUGACGCACCAGUUCUCGUCGACGUACAAGGUGUUACGUGUGAUGGGCGAGAAGGAGCGGGUGUUGGAGGCCAGAUUGGCAUUGUUCAGCUCUGUUAGACAGGUUCUGAACAACGGGCUCAGGGUGUUGGGCAUCACGCCAGUUGACCGAAUGUGA
Molecule: messenger RNA, 1932 nt
Organism: Ogataea angusta
Lineage: Eukaryota; Fungi; Ascomycota; Pichiomycetes; Pichiales; Pichiaceae
Exons: 1
Coding region: 1-1932 (643 amino acids)
Biological process (GO): arginyl-tRNA aminoacylation; mitochondrial translation
Cellular component (GO): mitochondrion; cytoplasm
Molecular function (GO): arginine-tRNA ligase activity; ATP binding
Source: RefSeq, a predicted model, not a curated record